Molecule: messenger RNA, 2124 nt
Organism: Bipolaris oryzae ATCC 44560
Lineage: Eukaryota; Fungi; Ascomycota; Dothideomycetes; Pleosporales; Pleosporaceae
Exons: 1
Coding region: 1-2124 (707 amino acids)
Biological process (GO): mRNA splicing, via spliceosome
Cellular component (GO): catalytic step 2 spliceosome
Molecular function (GO): RNA helicase activity; RNA binding; ATP binding
Source: RefSeq, a predicted model, not a curated record
AUGACGCCUGCUGCUCCAUCACGUAAGCAGCCGCCGAGUAUCGAUGACAUCCUGAGGGCCAAGCGGGAGAAGGAAGCUGCCGCUGCGAAACCCAAAUUCAUUCCCAAGGCUGAGCGGGAACGGAUCGCGCUCGAAAAGCGCAAGAAAGAAGUAGAAGAGGCACAAAAGAGGAGAGACGCCAACAGCAACAGUAACGGCAACGGCAACGGCAACGACCGAGUAUGGAAACCUUCGCAGGAUGGCGCACCCAUACCGGUGGGCCCACGGGCGAUGCGAGACGCACCCACUGAGCCAUCGUCUAUGCGAGAUCGCAGACAUGGAGGUGACAUGGCGCCACCACCACUACCACCACUAUCCGAGAACCGAAAGAGCAAGCGACCGGCCGAGGACACGGAAGCCGCCAUGAUUCGGCAGCGAUACAUGGGCGCGGAGCAGAACCAGUCGACGUUUUCGGCCAAGAAGAAGCGCAAGAGGACAACGGAGAAGAAGUUUAACUUCGAGUGGAACGAGGAGGAAGACACAAGCCAUGACUACAACCCCAUCUAUCAGCAAAAGGCCGAAGCCAGCUUCUUUGGUCGGGGUAGGCUAGGUGGAUUCUCUGAAGAGGUCACGGAUAAGGCGAUACAGAGGAUGAUCGAGGCCAUUAUCGAGCGGGAUCCCGAGCACGGUCGAGAGAGGGCACAGCAAAUAAUAGAUAUGGAAAGGCGACGGAAAGAAAAGGGCGGCCGCGCGCAACUCGACAAGCACUGGAGCGAGAAGAGGCUGGAGAACAUGCGUGAACGCGAUUGGCGCAUCUUCAAAGAGGACUUCAACAUUGCUACCAAAGGAGGCUCAAUACCAAAUCCCAUGCGCAACUGGGACGAGGCGGGGCUGCCAGACAAGCUCAUGCGCAUUGUCGACCGAGUUGGGUACACGGAGCCCUCGCCUAUCCAACGUGCUGCUAUACCCAUUGCUCUGCAAUGCCGCGACCUCAUUGGCGUGGCCAGAACAGGUUCAGGUAAAACUGCCGCCUUUGUCCUGCCGCUGCUGGCCUACAUCAUGGAAUUACCUCCUCUGACGGCGGCCAAUCGCCACGACGGCCCUUAUGCCCUUAUCCUGGCUCCGACGCGUGAGUUGGCGCAGCAAAUCGAGGUGGAGACGCGCAAGUUUGCAGCGCCACUAGGCUUCAAUACUGCAGUCCUUGUUGGUGGUCAUUCGAUUGAGGAGCAAUCGUUCCAGAUGCGUGAUGGCGCUGAAAUCAUCAUUGCGACGCCCGGUCGUCUGGUAGACUGCAUUGAGCGUCGCGUGCUGGUCCUCAGCCAAUGCACCUACGUCAUCAUGGACGAGGCGGACAAGAUGAUUGACAUGGGUUUCGAAGAGCCAGUCAACAAGAUUCUCGAGGCGCUGCCCGUCAACAACGAGAAGCCCGACGACGAAAGUGCUGAAGAUGCUAGUGUCAUGAGGCGGGACAUGUACCGUCAGACGAUGAUGUACACGGCCACUAUGCCGCCGGCGCUAGAACGGAUUGCGAAGAAGUACCUGCGUCGUCCUGCUAUUGUGACGGUGGGCAAUCUGGGCGAGGCGACGGAAACGGUGGAGCAGCGGGCAGAGUUUAUCCAGGGAGAAGAGAAGCGGAAGAAGCGGCUACAGGAGAUUCUCACGUCUGGCGAGUUUGCACCACCGAUUAUUGUCUUUGUCAACAUCAAGCGCAACUGCGAUGCCAUUGCUCGUGACAUCAAGCACAUGGGAUUCUCGGCGGCGACGCUGCACGGGUCAAAGACGCAGGAACAGCGUGAAGCGGCGCUUGCGUCGCUCAAGUCCGGACAGACGAGUGUGCUGGUUGCGACUGAUUUGGCGGGCCGAGGUAUUGACAUCCAGGACGUAUCUCUGGUAGUCAACUUCAACAUGCCAAGCAGCAUUGAAAGCUACACACACCGCAUUGGUCGUACGGGUCGUCUGGGAGCGGACAAGCCUGGUGUUGCGAUUACCUUCUGGGGCAACGAGGACGCCGACGUGCUCUACGACCUGAAGCAGAUUCUCAUGAAGAGCCAGAUCAGCAAAGUGCCAGAAGAGCUGAGGAAACACGAGGCAGCGCAGCAAAAGGGCAAGAAGAGGGGCGAGAUUAUGGGCAAGAACAUUACCUAG